GCGAAAUGUUGCGAAAUAUUCCGCUUUUUUUCAAAAUCGCCAAAAUUAGAGUAAGCUUAAUUUUUCUUUUUUUGUCUUGCUUGGUAUCCCUGUGGUGGUGGUCCUUGUGUCACGCAAGUUUUUCCGGUAUUUCUCAGAAGUGAUUUUCAGGGUGUGCAAGCUCGAGAGUUUGAUUUGUUUAUUUGACUUCCUUCUAAAAUGGCAUGCAACAUUAUCGACGAGCUGAAGAAUAACCUGAAAUGCUCAAUUUGUGGGGAUGUUCUUUCUCAGCCUAAAACACUACCGUGCCUUCACCAUUACUGCGCGAAAUGCAUCGAUCCCUGGAUCAAAACCUGUUCAGACCAAGGAAUAAACUCCACUUGUCCUGAAUGUCGAAGUCCCUUCAAGCCAGGCGAUGUGAAGGAGAAUUUUAGUUUGAACAAAAUGCUGGAUCUCAGUGAAUCUCUAGAGAAGCUGAGCACGAGUGAAAGCGGGAAUAAUAAUGAUUUAUGUGAUAAUUGUUUUGGGUCCGAAAAAAUAGCAUACUUUUGCUAUGAUUGCGAGUGCCUUGUGUGCAAAACUUGCUUGGAAAGACACGGUGGACAUUCCACAACAAGCAAAGAUGGUGCUCUAGCCGAAACAAAAAUAGCAACGGAAGAUAAAGUGAAGAAAAUGGAGAAAGUUUUGUUUGAUUACAGAUUCCUUUUGGACAAGUCGAACUUUGAACUACAACAACACUCACAACACAUAGAAGCGGUUCGCAAAAACGCUGUAGAAAGCAUAACAAGUGCUAUAAUAAAACUCAAAGAUUUUCAAACAGAAGUGGAAUCCAAGACAAAAGAAGUAAAAGAUAGUGAGCAAUCUAGGUUUCGUUCAUUAAAAGAUGACAUAAGUCCCAAGGCUGUUCAAUUACAAAGCUACAUCACUCAUCUAAAAAGCCUUCUUUUGAAAAACUCUGCUGGGGAGUUUUUAAAGGAGCGUUCAGCCAUCGCUAAACUUGGUGAAGAUUUGUUGAGCCAGCCGGAACCACAGGCCUCCCCUAUUCAUCAGAUGGUAUUGUACCGACCGAGCCCUACCCCAAAUACAGCACAACUGAUUGGUCAGUUCAGUGUCCAUCAAGUUAAAAGACCCAAUGCCGAAAAUGAAGACAAGAAACCAUCUUUGGGGCCAAAGACAAGUACAGAAACAUACAGCCUACCCAACAGACCUACAGUACCAUUUAGGCGCAGCCCUACACCCAUCCCUGCGCCUCUCUUUCUCUGAGGAAAUUAAAUGUAGUGCAAGGGCAGGUAAAGACCAGAUAUGUUGCCCUUAGAAAGCAUGUUGGAAAUAUUAAUUUCAAGAAACAUCGGAAGAUAUACUGAAAAUAGAAAUGAUAUCUUUUAAUGUUACUGACUGUAAGAAACACAUUUUAUCUCAACCUGGUUUGAUGCAAUUAAUAAGAGUGGAGGAUAAAUUUCUGGUGCAUUUUUAAAAACCUCCCCCCCCCCUAUUUUCAGCCCUUGUCUGUGAUUUUUAUUUUUUUAUUUUGUCUUCCAAAUCGAAUGGCAACUGAGCACGAGUGAAAGCGGGAAUAAUAAUGAUUUAUGUAAUAAUUGUUUUGUGUCCGAAAAAAUAGCAUACUUUUUCUAUGAUUACGAGUGCCUUGUCUGUGAUUUUUAUUUUGUCUUCCAAACCCAAUGGCAAUAUAUACAGUAGAAACCUGCAUGUAAGAAGCUGGUAAUAAAAAAAAACUUACGCUAACUAACAGUGCUGUAGUAGGUCCAGAAAUAUCGGCGGGGGAAGGGGGGGGAGCACAACACAGAAACAUUAAGGAAAUAUUAGUUGGCACAGCCAAGCCAAUACUGGUCGUUUCCUGAUAUCUUUUAAAAAGAUUGGGGGAUACUUGCCCCCAGUGCCCCCACCCCUUUCUACAGUCGUGAACUAAUGUCAGUCUAAUGACACAACAUUGGUCAACGUUGGGAUUGUUUCUGAUCCCUCCACUUAUCUGCACAGCCUCCUUGCCGGGUCUCCGGAGAUUCGGGAUUCCUGUGGAAGAGGGAAAAGAGAAAGGAGAGCCGGCAGCAAGACCCUUAGUUUUUGCAUGGCCGCCCCCUUCACGCUUGACCUCCCGUGUCAAAUGAAAGUGUCAGUAGCUGUCAAAUCGAACCAAUCACAGCCGUUCGAAAAGUAGACAAAAUGGCCAAUGAGCAACAAGCGGCCGAUCAAAAUACUCGCUUGACUCGUAAACCCGUGAAUUUUAGAAAUAAUAGAGCGUAUUUACAAA
This is a messenger RNA of Nematostella vectensis (starlet sea anemone), 2245 nucleotides long. RefSeq names its product tripartite motif-containing protein 10-like. Lineage: Eukaryota; Metazoa; Cnidaria; Anthozoa; Actiniaria; Edwardsiidae. The coding region runs from base 199 to 1242 and encodes 347 amino acids. The record is from RefSeq and is a predicted model, not a curated record. The transcript is spliced from 4 exons. Gene Ontology annotation, molecular function: zinc ion binding; ubiquitin-protein transferase inhibitor activity. Gene Ontology annotation, cellular component: cytoplasm.